AUGGAGAAUCUUAACUUAGCCCUUGUUUCUUCCCCUAAACCUCUGCUUUUGGGCCAUUCCUCCUCCAAAUACGUCUUCUCAAGAAGAAAGCCUUUCACUUUCGGGACGUUUCGCGUUUCUGCUAACUCUUCAUCCUCUCAUGUCACCACGGCUGCUUCUAAAUCUCACCAAAAUCUAAAAUCUGUGCAGGGGAAGGUGAAUGCGCAUACUUUUGCUAGCAUUUCUUCUUCGAGUAGUCAAGAAACAACAUCAGUUGGAGUUAACCCUCAGUUAUCGCCGCCUCCACCUUCGACUGUAGGGUCACCACUCUUUUGGAUUGGCGUUGGUGUUGGGUUUUCUGCACUAUUUUCAGUGGUAGCUUCAAGAUUAAAGAAAUAUGCAAUGCAACAAGCUUUCAAGACCAUGAUGGGCCAGAUGAAUACACAAAAUAAUCCAUACGACAGUGGUGCCUUUUCCCCUGGAUCUCCCUUCCCCUUUCCAGUGCCUUCAGCUUCAGGGCCUGCUACACCUGCCGGCUUUGCAGGUAAUCAAUCUCAAGCAACUCCUGCACGAACUGCCUCUCAAUCUACUGUCACAGUAGACAUACCUGCAACCAAAGUAGAAGCAGGAGCCCCGGCCCCAGACAUUAAUGUUAAAGAGGAAGUGAAAGUAAAGAAUGAACCAAAAAAAUCUGCUUUUGUAGAUGUGUCUCCAGAAGAAACUGUGCAGAAGAAUGCUUUUGAAAGAUUUAAAGAUGUUGAUGAAUCAAGUUCAUUCAAGGAAGCCCGGGCUCCAGCUGAAGCUUCUCAAAAUGGAACUCCCUUUAACCAAGGUUUUGGCGAUUCACCCAGUUCUCUAUCUACACGAAAAUCAGCCUUAUCGGUGGAUGCUUUAGAGAAAAUGAUGGAGGACCCAACAGUGCAGAAGAUGGUUUAUCCCUAUUUACCUGAGGAAAUGAGGAACCCUUCUACCUUCAAAUGGAUGAUGCAGAAUCCCGAGUACCGUCAGCAACUUGAAGUAAUGCUAAACAAGAUGGGUGGAGGCACUGAAUGGGACAGUCGAAUGAUGGACACCUUAAAGAAUUUCGACCUUAAUAGUCCUGAUAUUAAACGACAAUUUGAUCAAAUUGGGCUUUCUCCAGAAGAAGUCAUUUCAAAGAUUAUGGCCAAUCCUGAUGUUGCGAUGGCAUUUCAAAAUCCCAGAGUUCAAGAAGCUAUAAUGGAUUGUUCACAGAAUCCAAUGAGUAUUACUAAAUAUCAAAAUGAUAAGGAGGUCAUGGAUGUCUUCAAUAAAAUAUCUGAACUCUUCCCUGGGGUUCAAGGCCCCCCUUGA
Molecule: messenger RNA, 1311 nt
Organism: Lathyrus sativus (Indian pea)
Lineage: Eukaryota; Viridiplantae; Streptophyta; Magnoliopsida; Fabales; Fabaceae
Source: the annotation of a GenBank genome assembly